AUGGCGUACGACGCUGGAAAAGUCUGUGGCGUUGUGUCUUUGUAUUGGUUUGUAUCAAUAUCACUUGUCUUCGCUAACAAAUGGCUAUUGAGCAACUCGGAUGUCUUGGUAAGUGUCCAUUGCCUUGGUUUCAUGGUGUAGUUCGACGCGCCUCUAUUUAUUACGUGGUUCCAAUGUCUCUGUACAGUGGCUCUUUGUGGGGGUCUUUCUUACGCAAGUCACUUAUACCCAGAAAAACUCUCCUUUACUGCCAUUGACUUUUCGUUUGGAACUGCACUAAAGGUACAUAUGGACUUUUGUCAAGCCAUUUUUCCAGAUUCUGCCGCUUACUACGGUAUUCUUUGCCAUGAUUGUCUGCAAUAACUUUUGUCUGAAGUAUCUCGACGUCUCCUUCUAUUUCGUCGCGCGAUCCUUGACAACAAUAUUCAACGUCGUAAGUACCUUUUGUUCAUGUCGUCUCUAAGAACCUCAUCUCUACAUACCAUUCAACUGUUUUUAUUAAACUCAACCGCUCCUUUUGCCUACGCUUAGUCAUUUUCCGUGGGCAGUACGGAUGUCCAUAAAAAAACUUGUCUUCAGGCUUAUGCUUUCACAGCAAGCAGAUAUGGCCUACCUGAUAUGGCUGAAUUUCGUACCGAAAAAUCUUAUGAGGACUAGGCAGUGACCAUGUUAAUUCUCGUCUUCUCUUGAUGUUGCUGCACUGGGUUCUGCCUUACGAACUGAUUAUGGGCUUUAGCUAGCCAGGGGACUGCGUAUUCCUAACUGAGUUCGGCUGUCCAACAAAUUUUAUUCGUGAUCUGUUUUUUGUUCUAGCCUUGCGAAUUACAAAGUACUUACAUGAUAACAGUUAUACAGCUGUUUAUUUAGCUACUUUGUUCCGCAACUGACAGCCACCAGAUUGGUUUUCUGUUUCAGUCGUUCUCUCGUUCUGAAUUUCGGUUUUUGGUCCAGCGGAGCCUCAUCAAUAACCCGAAAAGCAAUUGGCUAGGACACCACGCUUAGCUCUGGCUUUUUUGUUGAGGUCAUUCUAUGGUUAUGUUUAUAGUUUUAUAACACGAUUCUAAUACGAAACUAAAUAUCAGUCUACGUCUUUCAACCCUGGUCGAUCCAGAAGAGUUCUUGACUAAGUUAUUUUACCAAACACUUCUUAGUGCUUCCACUUCUGCCCCCUGCUGUUUAUACUGGAUUGUGGACUGUUUCUAUUCUCGGUCAACUGCGACCUCUUUUAUAUGGCUUUACCUUCUUUUUAAGAUCCUUACCUACGUCGUUUUAAAGAAGACAACAACUCUCAAGGCUCUUCUGUGCUGUGGAGUUAUUAUACUUGGAUAUAUUGCAAGUGUUUUGGAGGAGAACGGUCUGGGUAAGUUUAGUUUUGUUUAUUACUUUUAAUUAACGUCAGAAUUCUCGCAAACGGUCGGAAACCAAAAGUGCUUUGUCCAAAGUAGGGGACGUGGGUUCCGAUUUCAUGGCAAUCGCAGUUGACAAUUGUUACUGACGACUACUGAUGCUAAAUUGCAGUAUUUUUGGGUUGUUCCAUCACGACCUCUGACGUUAAGUUUCAUGAAACCUUGAUUACGUAGAGGAAGUCUAGACCUUCGUUUAUGUCCUAGGUACGAGUACGCUGCACUACCUUGUCCCUCUCGCUUUCUAUGAUUUAACUUCCUUAAUCGUUACACUUAAAAUGCCUAUACCUUCAUUUAACCCGAGCGUCGGAUUAUAUCACACACAGAACGGAUGGAUGACUCCAUACGGUUUUCGUCAACUUUUGAGAUGGGAGUUUCAGGUCUUAGCUAUGCCUUAUUCGGCUUGCUUACGGGUUUCUUGUUAGAAAAUCAGCCUGCAGAUCUCCGUGGGUAGUGCUGAGGGGCGCAAAUUACCCCGGAGAUCUUCCCGUCGUUUUGCCACCUGUGGCUUGGAGGUGACAACGUCGCCGCAGCUCUCAGUAAUGUGGCUUAACUCUUCACAUUACUCCACCCGACCGACAUAUUUGGUGGCACUGUCCCCUCAACGAAGUUUUGAGGUCCAGAAUGCCUCCCCCAUGUGGACCUACAUCCUCCUUGGUCGCCAUGAGGAAGGGUUGGAAUUGAGAAACUGAAGCGACUGAUAUGGCGCGCGUCCACAAUGCCGCAAUCAUACUGAAAAUGCACAUGCAGUACACCCGCUGGAUAUCGUCCUUCACGACAGUCGAACCGCAUGUAGGGAAGUAGAUUUUUGCUCAAGUUCUCCAUAUCUUUCGUGGGCAGCCAACUUUUUAGCCAUCCAGAAUAAAAGGCAUAAUUGUCUCCCUGAGAAAUAGUCCUUCUUAUUAUGAUCAUGUAGUCUAUGAAACCCUGUAUAUGAACACAUUUGAAGGAGCCUAGUAAUAAGUUUGAUGUUAUUCAGCAACCGUGUUAUUAGUAUCCCGAGGACGCCCAUAAGACUGCUUAGUAGCAUUCCCCCCUAAAGCUCUUCCAAUGGAAGAUAUUCCCAACUAAGACGAUGAAGGCUGAGACGCCUAUUUCCAGCUUAUAUGCCGUCCUCAGUCAGCCAUACCCGAGGCUGACUUUUGAGCCUGGAUCCAGUUGGUCACUGGCCUUAGCGGACUCUAUAAUUUAAGCCAUAGGCUCGCACUUUGUUGGUCACGGAAGUCACGUCCACCGUACUAAGCUUAGAAGUUUGCAUAACGCUGGCAUAAAUCACUAUAUGUCUUAUAACAUCAAAGAGCAUGUGCGGAAACGACGCCUUAGAAUAGUCGUAGCAUAACUGGCGGUCGAGGGGGGGAUUAAACUGACGACAAACGCAAAGCUUUUUGAUCCCAAGGGCUUCCACUUGAUAGCAGUAAUGCAUUCUCUAGAAUGAAGAAAACGAAUUCCCGGUUACUGGACAACUCUCAUUAACGAGAGUCACAGUCUCUCACCCCAAUGAUUCAGAACAAUCAGAUAAUGCUAGCAAAAUAAGGAAGUAUCACCGACACAGAUUAAAACGCUGGAAAAGCCAUUUCUGGCUUAUUCACUGUCAUCAGCCAGUGAUACACCAGCAUAUGGGGUGCUGAUAGCUUUCAUAUGCUGUGGACCUGCACCUCUGAGUCAAAUCUGAAAAAUCUAUUUCCGUCCUUCACUCGGGAUAAAUCCACACAGGCUACUCCCAUGUGGUUAAAACAGAGCGUUCAGAGAAUGCACACUUACAUAACCGGCUUAUGCAAAAGUUGGAAAAACCAUUAAUGCAGUCCAGUAAGAGGAUAUUUACAUUCAAUUGCCCAUGAAGGUGAAAUUAAGAAAACUGGCGGUUCUUUCAUUGUGUUUCAUGAGAACCACCACUGCCCCGGUGGUGCAGUGGUGGCUUGCUUGGCAUCCACAAUGGUAGGGUGAAGGACCCCAUUUAACUGUCUUAGGCUGAGAAUUGUGUGCUGACGCCUGUGUCUGUGAAGCCUCAUUUAGUACUGCUUACUGGCAGUUGCACUCCCAUUUUCAGUGGUAAGACAAAAUCAAACGCACUUGAUAGGGGCUUUGGCGUACAAACACUCAGACGAGCUUUUACAAAUGUCAGAUCAGGAAUUCUUCAAAAUCGGAAUAUUCCUUUAUAGCAGUGCACCCAGUAGAUAUGCUCUUUUAGGUGAGCCAUAACAAACGGGUAUUUUGCUAGUUAUUUGUAAGGACUUGUAGGCCUUAAUUGUCGCUAAAAUCAAUAAAGGCUACUGUCUAGGUAGGUUGUUUCUUUUGCGUCAAGUUGUCAUAGCCUACUCAUCCGAGAAUCAAAUCUCUGGUGACCACCAAUUGGCCAGAAACGCCCGUUUCUUUCUCUUGUCUUUGUCAAUAACACUUUGAUCAUUGACCGCCCGUCUUCAUGCGACCGCCUACGAGGACUCGAGACGUGGGGAAAAGCUUCAUGACUGUGCGGAAGUGCUCAUUUCCUUCCUGUAAUAAAAAUUGUCAAAUGAACGCCAUUUCGUUGGAUUUUCAAUAUUCACGAUCGCAGCUGGCAGGCUGUGGACCCACAUUUUAGGCGGAGGAAAGUUCGCUCAUUCACCAAAUGGCCAGAACUCACAUCGAUGGCCUUUUCUGCCCGGCUUUGGAGUACUGCUGACCGCUGACAACAAUGAAUGGUCCUCCUCCCAUCUGGAACUCGCCCAAAUCCGAGUCUUGUCUUGAGUAGUUCGGACACCUUCUCAACACCGUCCAUCAAGCAGUCUUUAUUUCCUUCAUCUCGAUAGAUCAGUUUUAUCCAAACUAUCAAUUGUCCGACAACUAUCAUACUUUGGAAGCAAUUGUCAACACGCUACGGAUUAUGUGCAGCCAUAAGGUACCUCCUCCGGUUUGGACAAGUUUCUUGUUGGAGUCUAUACUUUCCUGGCAGUGGCGCCUCAGCGUCUUGAGGCAAUUAAACAAACACAGAACGACGAAAUCGCACCUACGACUAUAGCUUCUGUUCGCUGCGAUUCCCCUUAGCGGUUAGUGAAUCUCGACGGGCUGGCCGCCGAGCGUUCUCCAACUAGUCCUAUGAGCGGCUCAGAAUUCAUCAUUGUCUCCGCCGACACUGCAUCCGUUCCGGUCAUGCCGGGCUCUAGGGUCUGUUUUGCAUCGGCAGCCCGAGAGAAUGCUCGCAGAGGUGUUCGACAAUUUUUCAAAAGCUCGACUUUGUCUUUUUCACCACGUCUCUUGCUAUAUGCUGUUAACUGUUUGCUUUUCUGGUGACUCCAUUGAAUGUCUUUAAGUGAAACCGAUAGAAAUGCCGUAAGUAUCAUGGUAUCAAAGGAAGGGCCAGGGCGUAUUCUGCUCCAUCUCAAAUUUUCUCCAUCCCCGUUAAUCAAUCUUAAAUCGGACCGCCCGCUCUUAACUUGUUUGCCUUCCGUGUUUUUCAGGUUCACUCUCUGUGUCAGGUCUCAUUUUCGGUGUGUCAGCCAGCUUUGCAGUGGCCCUUUUUUCUAUUAUGACUUCCAAGGGCCUAGCCCAUGUUGGUGACAAUAUUUGGAAGCUGACUUUUUACAACAACCUCAACUCGUCCUUGCUCUUCAUCGUUGGCAUCCUUAUUACCUCCGAGUUCAAGGAAUUUCAGUAUCUACCGCCGUUCUUCAGGUACUCGCCCCAAUCGGUGUCGAACUACUAGACCCGUCUACCUUAUCUGGAUUUUGUGCUUGCUUUGGCAGCUUCCCACUCUAAUUCCCCGUUCCCUUCUCUGAGCAGACCACCACAACUCCUAAGCAGGCAAAAAAUCGAGCAGUGCAGAAGUGUUAUUUCCGUCAAAACGACUGCACUGCCGUUUGUCGUUACUUUUACCCACGAGUCCCGCCCUAGAGCCAUAAACUAGUGCUCCGUCUGCCGUUGUCCUACCGUUAGCGGCUGUGUGCUGGUGGCGAUGAAAUGUCGUCUACUCCAUUGUUGUGGUAACACAGCACGCUGGGACAGAUACCCGUUUUCUCUGAUCCGGGGUCAUCUGCAGCGCCACUUAUAAGUGCAUAGAGUCUUAAGCUGACCUGAAGCUGCUGCGCCUUCUGUUGGGGUUCUGGUUUUUUCUUGAGCCACCACACAAUGGCGUCUGGGGCCCUGGCUUCAUGGUCCGCCUUUAUUGGUAACUGUUAACGUUGCUGUUGCCAACGUCAUCGUCACGCCCUCUAAAAGUAGACGAGUGAGCAUCUGAAUGCUCUCUUGGUAUGUGCUCAUUCCACACUGUUGAUCUCCGUUUGUAUUUUCGAAGUACAGGCGAUGAGCAAGUGUGUUUCAUUUGCUCGAAAAUGAGGAACUCUGCCCAAGGCUGUCACAUCCUCAUCUGAACUUUGUUUGUUAUUGCAAGUCCACCGUUUACAUGGCAUAAUUUGACUUGGGUCUCUGGUUCCCCAAAGCCCUCCUCUGUUGCAUUUAUUCGAGCAAUUUAUUGCCAGGGGAAAUCUAUCCCACUCCUAAUCAUUAAUCCCCAGCAUGAAUAGCUGAAAUUUUAGUAUUCUUGCUGAUAGGAGGAUCACUUUUUAUUAAUAAGAGUCGUCGGCCGGUUUUUUUGGUCUGGAAUGCUGCGCAACAUGAUAUAGUAUGGCAAACUGACUGCAAGAAUCGCUUGAAAACUGCGCUCUGCCUAGAUAAUCCACUCCACAUGGGACUAUUUUUCAACUUUUUGCAUCUUGAAUAGGUCAAGCUACUGAUUCUGAUGCGUACGCAUGUUGACCGUAUUUGGCCUAGUCUCUUUCCUACUUGAACGCAUUGUGGAGGUUUCCUGUACACAGCGCAAAACUUUUUCUCGGUAUCAGCGAUCAAAACCAACUCCUUUUUAGGCAUGUAUGCAUCUGAAGCGGGGGCCUGGGUUCCCCGAAACAUAGUCAGCAAUUCUAUUAGUGUUGUAGGUGGCGAACUUGACAAAAGUAAACCUUUAUUACUUCCUAAUCUGUCAUUUUUUAUUAACUGGUAUGAUAGCAAGGAUUAAUUGCUCCGUUGGAUCCCCGAGAACUGCGGACAUAAAACGGGUUUGGUCUGCCUCGCAGGUAGUAUGCAGACAAUUACGAAGAUACUUAUUGUGGUUAGAGUGUCUUCCAGCCCCCAUCAUUUUAUUGAUGGUGGAUUCUAUUAUGCAUCUUUAUCUUAUUUGUCCUAGUCCAUCUGAGCGAAUACUCAUUGCUAUAACUGUCGAGCCACUUAUCACGAAAGCGUACAUCAACAACCCAAUCCUAUAGAGGGGCCCUGCUUGACAAAUAACUACCCAACGAGCCCGAAAAUCCUUGCACCGCGCGCACUCUACAUUUGCUCUUUUCUCCGUAACGUAGUAGGUCUAAUUGUUUUCUCUAAUUCUUCCUCUCCUUUCUUAAUCUAUCUUCAUACAGCCUUAUGAGUUUACUGUUCUGGAGCACAAUGCUAGUGAGCGGUGUCUUUGGGUUUGCCAUAAGCUAUGUGACCGCCUGGCAGAUCCAGGUGACCAGCCCGCUCACUCACAACAUCUCCGGAACUGCCAAAGCCGCCGCCCAGACCCUUUUGGCCGCCCUCAUUGCCCUGGACUUCAAGUCUCCCUUUUGGUGGGUCGGUAAUUGUCUCGUCGUUACCGGCUCCAUGGCCUACGCCUACGUGCGGCACCAGCUGUCCGUGCAGGCCGAGCAAGCGAACGCGGGUGACCUGAAAAAGGUUACUACCUCGUAG
Messenger RNA from Spirometra erinaceieuropaei, 7091 nucleotides. The record is from the annotation of a GenBank genome assembly. Lineage: Eukaryota; Metazoa; Platyhelminthes; Cestoda; Diphyllobothriidea; Diphyllobothriidae.